Hemiscyllium ocellatum (epaulette shark) is the source of this 2734-nucleotide messenger RNA. RefSeq names its product fibronectin type III and SPRY domain containing 1-like (gene fsd1l). Bases 76 to 1599 code for a protein of 507 amino acids. The record is from RefSeq and is a predicted model, not a curated record. The transcript is spliced from 14 exons. Gene Ontology annotation, molecular function: protein binding. Lineage: Eukaryota; Metazoa; Chordata; Chondrichthyes; Orectolobiformes; Hemiscylliidae.
CCGUGCGCGGUUCCCGGAUCCUGGUGGCGCCGGGUGUCUCUUGUUUUCAGGGGGCGCCCGCUCUUGACCGCCUCGAUGGACUCGCAGCGGGAAGCAUUGCAAAGAAUUAUCACAACACUGGCAAACAAAGAUGAUGAAAUACAGAAUUUUAUUGAGACAUUGAACCAUACUUUAAAAAAUGUUCAGGUCAAUACCACCAAAGUGAUGAUUGACUUAGAAGAGGAGUUCGGUGCUCUUCAGGCUACUCUGGAUGAGAUGAAAGCUAGUAUGGUGAACAAAAUUAAACAGGAACAAGCAUACAAAAGCCAAGAACUCCAGAACCAGUUGACCAUAUGCAACAAUGCUUUGGAAAGUUCAGAGGAACUGCUAGAUUAUGCAAAUCGGACAUUAAGCACCAAUGACCCUGAAGCUUUUACGAAGGCUGCCAAGCAGAUCAAGGAUAGGGUAACAAUGGCUCCUGCAUUUCGGUUAUCUUUGAAACCAAAGAUCAGUGACAACAUGACCCAUUUAAUGGUUGAUUUCUUCCAUGAAAAGCAGAUGCUUAGAUCACUGAAAUUUUUACCAGUCCCACGAGCUCCUGAGAUUGAACUGGCAGAUUGUUUGGUUGCUGAUAAUUGUGCAACUGUUGUGUGGAGAAUGCCAGAAGAAGAUCAUAAAAUUGACCACUACAUACUAGAGUACAGAAAAACCAACUAUGAAGGACCGCCUAGAGUUAAAGAAGAACGGAACUGGGAUAUCAUUGAUAAUAUCAAGGACACUGAAUACACCUUAACAGGGCUGAAGUUUGAAUCAAAAUACAUGAAUUUUCGGGUCAGAGCAUGUAACAAGGCUGUGGCAGGAGAUUAUUCGGAGCCAAUAACCUUGGAAACAAGAGGUUUCAAUUUUACCUUUGAUGGCACAACUUCACACCAGAACUUAAAAGUUGAUGAUUUCACUGUUGAGUGGGAUUCUUCGGGUGGAAAAGGGCAGGAGAGUAGAAUAAAAGGGAAAGAAAACAAGGGCAGUGGCCAGAUUUCUUUGAAGAAGAACAAAAUGAGUGGCACACCGUCUCCAAAACGAACAUCUGUCUCUGGCCGACCAGCAUCGGCACGAAGUAACCGAGAUCGUUUUACUGGUGAAUCUUAUACAGUUUUAGGAGAUGCAUUGAUUGAAAAUGGACAGCAUUAUUGGGAAGUGAAGUCUCAAAAGGACUGUAAAUCCUAUAGUAUAGGCGUGUCCUACAGAAAUCUAGGAAAAUUUGAUCAACUAGGGAAGACUGUCACUUCAUGGUGUAUUCACAUUAACAACUGGCUACAGACAUCCUUUGCUGCUAAACACAACAAUAAAGCCAAAUUCAUGGAUGCACAGGUUCCAGACAAAAUAGGUGUAUACUGCGACUAUGAUGGAGGCCAUGUUUCCUUUUAUAACGCUGAUACAAAACAGUUAUUGCAUACUUUCAAGACUAAGUUUACUCAACCAGUAAUUCCGGCCUUUAUGGUCUGGUGUGGUGGUCUAAACUUGUACACAGGACUCCAAGUACCGAGUGCUAUAAAAUCCUUGCAGAAAGGAGACGGUGGAUUGGGUGGUUCUGAAAACAGUUUAACUGGGCUUGCACAAUAGUUUUUCUGUGAGACUAAUCUACUUAGUGAUGUGGUUUUAAUUCCUCAUUGAUUGGAAAUCUGUGCUGUGUAAGAAAUGGAUGCAUCAUUACAGCAGACCAUUAUCAUUCUGGUUUUCCUUUUACAUCCAGUUACGGCAAACAUUUUGUGUAAUAUACGAGCAAUGUUCUGUAUUGUAACUCAGGGUUGCAUCUGUAGUCAGCCAUCUGUUGUUACUGUCUUCAUGAACUUCCAAAAACAUUUGUGUCGUGUACAUGCACUACAUUUCAGGGUUUUAGUCAUUGUGGCAUCUGCACCCAUACUGUUGUUGCUUUAGCUGGAAGGAACAUGUAAAAUUUACAGAAGGAUUGAAGGUAAUUCCGUGGUUUAACCUACCGAACUGACUUCUUAUAGAUAAGUUGGAGGGUACAUCACACCUUGGUUAAGUUCAGAGACAGGGUGUUUAGCUGGGAAGUAAGCCUAUUGGAUUGGAAUGUUUGGUAAUAGAACUGAAGGCCUUGAUUGUACCAGUAUGCUGAUAACACCAAAACAUAAUCUUUAAACUUCCCUUUUGUAUGUACAUGAUGUGUAAAGCUGCCUUAUUAAAAGUAAUAUGAUGAGGUACAUACACAGGGAAUACAGAACUAUAGCUCAAUAAGCUAUUUAUUGGAAUAAUUGUUAGCGAGCACUUUCAUUAUUUAGAAUGAGAAUCUAUUAAACACUACUUUGCUCAGUAAAGGUGCUUUAUUGCAGUUAGCACAGUGUUUGCAACACUACAAUUAAAUUUCCAGGUAGAUAGAAUUCAGAAUUGGACAUGGCCACUAGAACAACUCUUGGAAUUCGUAAGUAUGUUUUACAGUCCAUCUUAAAUAGGACUGAUCAAUGCUAACAGUUUAAAAAUCCAAAUAUGUAUAUUACUUGUAUUAGAAUGUACUGAUGCUGUUGAUAAAGAUGGAAUGGUACAACUACUCAACCUGAUCUGGAAAAAAAAUCUGUAGCUCUUUACACUGUGCACAGAGAACGAACCUUUCCCUAACAGUGCCUAUGAAGUCUGUUUUCCUCCAAGGUUAUGUCAGCAAUAAGAGUAUACUGUUUUUUUUUUAAAAACGUCUUGACUGACAUAUCUUGGUCUAGUAAAUAAAUUUGAGAGCUUUUAA